This is a messenger RNA of Temnothorax curvispinosus, 1755 nucleotides long. Its product is annotated as leucine-rich repeat-containing protein 47-like. The transcript is spliced from 5 exons. Gene Ontology annotation, molecular function: RNA binding; protein binding; phenylalanine-tRNA ligase activity. The coding region runs from base 156 to 1745 and encodes 529 amino acids. NCBI's taxonomy places the organism in Eukaryota, Metazoa, Arthropoda, Insecta, Hymenoptera, Formicidae. Gene Ontology annotation, biological process: phenylalanyl-tRNA aminoacylation. The record is from RefSeq and is a predicted model, not a curated record.
UGAUACAGCUGCGAUUUGCUCGUUUACAUUUUUAUACAACACCAUUACAUUUGCAAAUGUAGCACGGGCGCGCAUCAAAAUGAUGUUUUAUCGUCGGAAAAUGAAUAAAUAAGAGUGAAUAAAAUUCCGAAUAAGGGAAAUCGGUGGCCAUCAAAAUGACGCACGAGGACUCGUGGGAAAUUGUGAAACAGGCGGCUGAGAAAAACAGGCAUGAAUUGGUGCUGUCAGGCGCGUCGGUGUCCAAACUGAUCGAGACGUCCGGCUUGGACGAGAACCUGUUCGACCUCCACAACCUGAAUUAUCUCAGCAUAACGCACACGUGUCUUCGGGAGGUGCCGGACGAGAUCGAGAGGCUGGCGAAUCUCACGACCUUGGUGCUGCACUCGAACGAGAUCGCCGCGUUGCCGAGCGCGAUCGCCAAGCUCGCCAAGCUGAAGGUGCUCGAUUGCUCGAGGAACAAGCUGGCCUCGCUGCCGCAGGAGCUCGGCAGCCAUCCUCAGCUCAGCACGAUAAAUCUCGCCUCGAACCUCCUGCGAAACGUACCGUCGUGUAGCUCGUGCACGAAACUGAGCAUCCUAGACCUGUCGAACAAUCAGCUCGAGGCCUUCCCCGACGUUUGUCAUGCGGAACUCGCACAUCUCUCCGAGGUACACGUCAACGGGAAUCGGAUCACGGAGAUUCCAAUUACCAUAAACCGACUGCAGGGACUGAAGGUCUUAAACCUGGCUGAUAACUUAAUUUCUGUUGUACCAAGUGAAUUAGCAGAUUGUAGUAAACUGAAGGAAGUGUACCUGAAAGGAAAUAAAUUGUCGGACAGGAGGCUGACCAAAUUGAUCAAUCAAUGUACCACGAAGCAAGUACUCGAUUACGUGAAGCUGCACUGCCCAAGGAGCGAGUCGUCCACGACAGAAGUUAAUACGUCGAAAAAGGGAAAGAGGGGCCAGAAAGUUUCCGAGAGUGAGAGCGCGGUGGAGAGCUUGACGCACAAAUUGAGAGUCUUGAAGGUGGUAGACGACGUGCCGGUGAUAAAACUUAUGGAAAAUGUAAAGAGUAUCAGGCCUUACAUAGCUGCGUGUAUCGUGAAAAAUAUGAGCUUCACGGAGGAGAGUUUCAAAAAGUUUAUUCAACUGCAAACGAGAUUGCACGAUGGGAUAUGCGAGAAGAGGAAUGCGGCUACGAUAGCCACUCACGAUUUGAAACUCGUCGCGCCUGGACACCUCACGUAUACAGCGAUGCUACCCACGGAAUUGGAGAUAAAACCUUUAAUGCACAGCAAGACGUACACGGGCGCGGAUCUGUUCCAGAAGUUGCAAACGGAAGCGGAGAAUCUGCGUAAGGAGAAGAAACGGAACGUUUACUCCGGGAUACACAAGUAUCUCUAUAUGCUGGAGGGCAAACCGUCGUUCCCAUGCCUGUUGGAUCAGUCGCAGCGAGUUAUUUCGUUUCCGCCCAUCACGAACAGUGACGUGACGAAAAUGUCUCUAGACACCCAGACAAUGCUCGUGGAGGUAACGAGCGCGUUGUCGUUCACAAUUUGCAGGAAUGUGCUGGAUCAAUUCCUGAAAGACUUAAUCGUCUCAGGUCUCGCCGAAUCCGCAGAACCGAAGGACACGGACAACAAGUACAACAAUUUAAUAGUUCAACAAGUCAAAGUAGUCGACGCCGAAGGGAACCUAAAAUUAGUAUAUCCCUCAAGAGCGGAUUUGAAUUUUAGCGAACAGCUCGUCGCGGUGUCACGAGAAUAAAAAGAACAGC